AUGGAGACUUCGGUGGUGUGGUGCGCUCGGGACUCGGGAGGCCAGAAGAGGAAAGUUUGGUUGGAUAAAGGCACAGGAAAAGCUUGUGUUUUGAUAUCUUCCAAUGGAUUAGCGAUAACUGGGAUUGACGAUCGUAGAUACUGGAGUUGGAUUUCUACAGAGGAAUCCAGAUUCCGUUCAGUUGCUUAUCUCCAGCAAAUUUGGUGGUUUGAAGUCGAUGGUGAGGUCGAGUUUCCUUUUCCUUGUGGGACCUACACCCUCUACUUCCGCCUACAACUUGGGCGGUCAGGCAGGCGGUUUGGGCGGCGUGUCUGCAACUCUGACCAUGUUCAUGGUUGGGAUAUAAAACCUGUGAAAUUUCAGCUUUCAACUUCAGAUGGGUACGGCUCUAAACAUUUUCUAUGUAAUGGACGCGAUUGGAAACCCGGUAUUACUUGGACAUUAUUGCUUGAUAAUGGAGCUGAUGUUAGUUCAGAAGCCGAAAAGCAACGAGUGAUCAUGUGUUUAAAAGCCGCGGUUGAAAGAAGGGCACCCGAGGGUGUGCGUCUCGAGCUAUUCAAAGCCGACAAACCCGGACUGUUGGCCCAAGUGACACGAACGUUUAGAGAAAACGCGAUGAACGUAGCACAGGCCGAGAUAUCUACAACAAUGGGUAUGGCUCUAAACAUUUUCUAUGUAACGUACGCGAUUGGAAACCCGGUGUUACUUGGACAUUAUUGCUUGAUAAUGGAGCUGAUGUUAAUUCUAGGAAUUAUUGUGGUCAGGUCCAUAUUCAGACUUGCUACUCUACUAUCAUGGCUAGCUCUCUUAGUGUGAAUACAUCGGGAAUUGCUGUUGGCAACCAAAUGGUCCUUGCUGACCUCCGUGAAGGGAGUACCGGCCCCAUCACGGUUAUGGUUUGCAGAAAGUGGGACGUCACAAGUGUCAAUGGACGCUACAUGAGCACCGACUAUGUCGUCAGUGAUAUAAAGGGAGGUGUGAUGCAUUGUACCGCCCGAAAUAACAUUGCACACUACUUCUUUGACAAGCUCAAAGAGGGCGGGAUAUAUUUACUCAAGGGUUUUAUAGUCCAGAGCACCGAUCAAUACCGGAUUCUAAAAGACAGCCCCUUUGUUAUCGGGUCGAAUGGCUCCACGACUGUUAAGAGGGUUGACGAUGCCAGUGGUUCAUUUACGCGCUACCCGUUCUUACUUACGGCGUUUGAGGACCUCGAACCAACAGAGGGCAAGUAUUUUGUAGGU
Molecule: messenger RNA, 1241 nt
Organism: Helianthus annuus (common sunflower)
Lineage: Eukaryota; Viridiplantae; Streptophyta; Magnoliopsida; Asterales; Asteraceae
Exons: 5
Coding region: 1-816 (271 amino acids)
Source: RefSeq, a predicted model, not a curated record